Molecule: messenger RNA, 4265 nt
Organism: Cavia porcellus (domestic guinea pig)
Lineage: Eukaryota; Metazoa; Chordata; Mammalia; Rodentia; Caviidae
Gene: Lrfn1
Product: leucine rich repeat and fibronectin type III domain containing 1
Exons: 5
Coding region: 1136-3451 (771 amino acids)
Cellular component (GO): postsynaptic density membrane
Molecular function (GO): protein binding
Source: RefSeq, a predicted model, not a curated record
CCUUUUCUCACCCACCCCACCCUUACUCCUUACCGGCCAGAUACUGGCAGGUGGGGCCAGAGUUGCCUGUGUCCUGAUGGCCAGACUAGGGGACCUCUGUGGUUGCUGGUGGGAGGAUCGCCUUGGAACCCUGCCUUGGAACCCAAACCCCUCUCGACCCUGUGAGAUUCCACCUGAUGAACCCUGACCUCUGGCUCUGGCUCCAGCCCUGAUUUGGGGGCAGGGGGUGUGGAUGGUAAUGUGCUGGGAAGGCUGGAAGGAUUUGUGUGGCCUGGCAAGUAGGUGGGGCAAGGUGCCUCAGUGCCGGAGGAAUGUGUGUCCAUGACUGUGAGUGAAUGUGACACUGGGCCUGUCUGUUGACUGUGCUACUGUGGUUCAGUAUUAUGUGUGCAUUUAUAAGUGUGUAAAUCCCUCACGGGACCGUUCUGUGAGUAUGUGGCGCUUACUAGUGAACAUCUUGUGUCUGCAAAGGUAGAUCUUUAUGUGUGCUUGUCCCAGAGUUCUCAGCUUUGUGAAUGUCUCUGUGUACGUGUGUGUAGCAACUAGUGUAUGCACGCGUGUGUUAUCUUAGUGUGGGAAUGUAACAUCGUUAUGACUGCAUAAGGGAAACUCACAAAGUUGCAUGAGUGUGUUUAGGCAUGUAAGAAUGUGCACCUGUGUAUUGUUGAUUGUGCAGGUGUGUAUCCAUUAUAUGUGUGCAUUCCAGCAUGUUGGUGAGUGUGCAAGGUAUAUCUGUUCUAAGUGCAGGAACCUGAUUGUUAGGGGGCACCUGGGGUUUCUCUGUUGUGUCUGUGCAUCUGUGAGUGUGCAUGUGUAAGAGAAAGUCAGUAUUGUAUGUUGUACAUAGGUGUGUCAAACUGGAGGUCUGCGUAUUUAUGUUGUGAGUCCAUUUUUGCUUCAGCGUUGGUCUUUGGGAGUAAGGUUACAUGUUUUCAAACAUGUGCAGGCCACAUGUGCCUGUGCCCCUGGUACAAGGCUGACCCCACUCCUGGGCCAGUGGGAUUGAGGCUCUGGUGCUGACCCAGGCCCUGACUCCCUGAAGAGAGAUGAAGAAACCGAGAUUCAGAGAGUUUCAGACACUUGCCCAAGGUCACACAGCUAGUCUCACUGCCCACUCCUGCCUUCCCACUGCGCCAUGGCUCCAGGCCCCUUUGCCUCGGCGCUCCUCUCGCCGCCACCUGCUGCCCUGCCCUUCUUGCUGCUGCUCUGGGCCGGGGCAUCUCAUGGCCAGCCGUGUCCCGGCCGCUGCAUCUGCCAGAACGUGGCGCCCACGCUGACCAUGCUGUGCGCCAAGACCGGCUUGCUCUUCGUGCCACCCGCCAUCGAUAGGCGCGUGGUGGAGCUGCGGCUCACCGACAACUUCAUCGCAGCUGUGCGCCGCCGCGAUUUUGCCAACAUGACCAGCCUGGUGCAUCUCACCCUCUCCCGGAACACCAUUGGCCAGGUGGCGGCCGGCGCCUUUGCAGACCUCCGCGCCCUCCGUGCCCUGCACCUCGACAGCAAUCGCCUGGCUGAGGUACGCGGUGACCAGCUCCGAGGACUGGGCAACCUCCGCCACUUGAUCCUCGGCAACAAUCAGAUCCGCAAGGUGGAACCGGCUGCCUUUGAUGCCUUCCUGUCCACUGUGGAGGACCUGGAUCUGUCCUACAACAACCUAGAGGCCCUGCCGUGGGAGGCUGUGGGCCAGAUGGUGAACCUCAACACACUUACGCUGGACCACAAUCUCAUCGACCACAUCGCGGAGGGGACCUUUGUGCAACUGCACAAGCUGGUGCGCCUGGACAUGACCUCCAACCGCUUGCACAAACUCCCACCUGAUGGGCUCUUCCUGAGGUCCCAGGGCGGGGGACCCAAACCACCCACGCCGCUAACUGUCAGUUUUGGUGGAAACCCACUGCACUGCAACUGCGAGCUGCUUUGGCUACGGCGGCUGACCCGGGAGGAUGACCUGGAGACCUGCGCCACCCCUGAGCACCUCACUGACCGAUACUUCUGGUCCAUCCCUGAGGAGGAAUUCCUGUGUGAACCCCCGCUAAUCACACGGCAGGCUGGGGGCCGGGCCCUGGUGGUAGAGGGUCAGGCGGUCAGCUUGCGCUGCCGGGCGGUGGGGGACCCUGAGCCUGUGGUGCAUUGGGUAGCGCCUGAUGGGAGACUGCUGGGGAACUCCAGCCGGACCCAGGUCCGGGGAGAUGGGACGCUGGAUGUGACCAUCACCACUUUGCGGGACAGUGGCACGUUCACUUGCAUUGCCUCCAAUGCAGCAGGGGAAGCCACAGCGCCCGUGGAGGUGUGUGUGGUACCUUUGCCGCUCAUGGCACCCCCGCCAGCUGCCCCACCACCUCUCACUGAGCCCGGCUCCUCUGACAUCGCCACACCAGGCAGACCUGGUGCCAACGAUUCUUCUGCUGAGCGCAGGCUGGUGGCGGCGGAGCUUACCUCUAGCUCGGUGCUUAUCCGCUGGCCUGCCCAGAGGCCAGUGCCUGGCAUCCGCAUGUACCAGGUCCAGUAUAACAGCUCAGCGGAUGACUCCCUCGUCUACAGGAUGAUCCCGUCAACCAGCCAGACCUUCCUGGUGAAUGAUCUGGCAGCAGGCCGUGCCUAUGACUUGUGUGUUUUGGCAGUCUACGACGACGGGGCCACGACCCUGCCGGCAACGAGAGUGGUGGGCUGCGUGCAGUUCACCACUGCUGGGGAUCCUGCACCUUGCCGUCCGCUGAGGGCCCAUUUUUUGGGUGGCACCAUGAUCAUCGCCAUCGGGGGCGUCAUUGUCGCCUCAGUCCUUGUUUUCAUCGUUCUGCUCAUGAUUCGCUACAAGGUGUAUGGCGAUGGGGACAGUCGCCGAGGCAAGGGCACCUCUAGGUCGCCCCCGCGGGUCAGCCACGUAUGCUCGCAGACCAAUGGUGCAAGUGCCCAGCUGGCCGCCCCGCCAACGCAGGACCGCUAUGAGACGCUGCGCGAGGUGGCACCCGGGCGCGAGGUGACCGCUCCAGCUGCCGUGGAGGCCAAGACCACCGCGGUCGAGGCGACUUCCGUGGAACCAGAAGUGGUACUGGGACGCUCGCUGGGUGGCUCAGCCACCUCGCUGUGCCUGCUGCCCUCGGAGGAAACUUCUGGGGAGGAGUCUCGAGCCGGGACAGGGCCUCGGAGGAGCCGUUCUGGGGCCCUGGGGCCGCCAGUUUCAGCGCCUCCGACUCUAGCUCUGGUUCCAGGGGCAGCCUCGGCCCGGCCGAGGCCGCAGCAGCGCUACUCCUUCGACGGGGACUACGGGGCACUCUUCCAGAGCCACAGUUACCCGCGCCGCGCCCGGCGGACAAAGCGCCACCGGUCCACGCCACACCUGGACGGGGCUGGAGGGGGCGCGGCCGGGGAGGAUGGAGACCUAGGGCUGGGCUCUGCCAGGGCGCGCCUGGCCUUUACCAGCACCGAGUGGAUGCUGGAGAGUACCGUGUGAGUGAGCAGCGGGUGGGCAACGGGAUGCCUGGGGGCCGCGGACCAACGCCCCCGCCGCCCGGACGCAGGGGUGGACAAGAGAGCGCGCGCAGAGCCUGGAGGCCAGCACCGCGCACUGGAGCCGGACUCGCCCAGCUCCUCCGGAGGGGCGGGGCCUCCUGGCCACCAGGGCUCCAGGCCCCGCCCCCCAAGGGGCUGGGGUGGGGCCGCCCCCUCGCCCGCCCCUCCCCCCGCGCGCUCGCGUACCUCGCUGGAGCCGGUGCCUUACAAGCGAAGCGCGGGGAGGGGCAGGGCCUCCCGACACUGCAGCACUGAGACACGAGCCCCUCCCCCAGCCCGGGACCCGGGCCAGGGACGAGGGGCCCAUUUCUUGUAUCUGGCUGGACUAGAUCCUAUUCUGUCCCGCGGCGGCUUCCAAAGCCCCACCUCACCCCACUCACCUCCCGGUCCCGGGUCCGGUCCAUCGGGUCUGGCUUGGGAUCCUCUCUUUCCCCAUCUGUCUCAGUCUCGCCCUCUGUCGUCUGUCCUACGUGUCUGUCUCUGUCUCCGUCCUGCCCUACUUGUCUCUCCUUUUUGUGCCCCAGUAUGUGCUGUCCUCUUCGGUUCGGUUCAGCCCAGUCUUCCUGUCUCUCCGGAUCUCCACUCCCUGCUCCCCGCUCUCCCGGGCAGGUCCCACAGGAAGGACCAGACUCUCUCCUAUGCCUUCCUCGUUCCCCCAGUGAAUCCCACAUGAACAAAAUCCAAAACCAAAUCCCCCUCCCUGUCGGAGCUGGGACCCUCCGCCGCAGCAGAAUUAAACUUUUUUCUGUGUCCGA